CGUCACUGCGCGGCGGGCCGCAUGACGUAGCUGCGACCCGCCUUCCUGAAGAGAGCUCCAGUGGCUGACCAUGGCGACCGCUGCGGAGUAUUGGGUUCUGGUGGAGAUGGUGCAGGCGCUUUACAAGGCUCCUGCUUACCACCUUAUUUUGGAAGGCAUUCUAAUUCUCUGGAUAAUCAGACUUCUGUUCUCUAAAACGUACAGAUUACAAGAACGAUCUGAUCUUAUAGUCAAGGAAAAGGAAAAAUUGAUUGAAGAGUGGCAGCCAGAACCUCUUGUUCCUCCCAUCUCGAAAGACCGUCCUGCUCUCAACUACAACGUCGUUUCAGGGCCCCCACAACAUGUGGUGAAUGGAAAGAAAUGUGUCAACUUUGCCUCCUUUAAUUUCCUGGGAUUGUUGGAUAACGCUCGGGUCAAGGUGGCAGUUUUGGCAUCUCUGAAGUAUGGUGUGGGGACUAGCAGACCUAGAGGAUUCUAUGGCACGUUUGAUGUGUACUUGGAUUUGGAAGACUGCCUGGCAAAAUUCAUGAAGACAGAAGAAGCCAUCAUCUGCUCCUACGGGUUUGCCACCAUAGCCAGUGCAAUCCCUUACUCCAAGAGAGGCGACAUUAUGUUUGUAGACAGAGCUGCCUGCUUUGCCAUCCAGAAAGGAUUGCAGGCAUCACGGAGUGACAGUAAGUUAUUUAAGCAUAAUGACAUGGCCGACCUGGGGUACCUGGUGAAGGAAUAAGAGAUGGAAGAUCAAAAGAAUCCUCGCAAGGCUCGGGUCACCCGACGUUUCAUCGUCAUGGAAGAGCUAUAUAUGAAAACUGGGGCUCUCUGUCCUCUCCCACAACUGUUUUCAGAGAGUUCCUGCAAGAUUUGGAAGAGGUUCAUGACCUGUUCUCCCUUCUGCAAAGCCACCUGGCAAGGCUCUCUGACCCAGGGGCUUUCACCAGCUCUUACGGCAAGCAGCCCCUGGACAGGUGCACUGAGGACUGUCAGUUGGAGCCCGUCAGCCAUGCAGGGAGCCUGUGGAAGAUGCUUCUCCCGCCAUGGCCUCAUCAUCUGCCCAUGCUCCACCGACGGGGCCCUCUUGGCCUCCUGCUUCCACCCUGCCAGCAGGACCAAUGACCUCAAUUUCUGUUGGUUUACACUCCUCCCUGAGUACUUCCUGGCUAGCAGAGCCUUUCCUCCGCCUGGAUGGCUUUCACACCAGCCACUUGCUCUUCCCCCUUCCCCGCCAUGUCUCCGUUCUUCGGAGGCCUCUCCUUGGCCCCAGAGCAGCCGGACUCUCCUUUGACUCUCCCUCAGUGUGACUCAAGGGCAGCCCCUCCGUGCCAUAUCCCACAGAGCUCAGCUCCACACACACCUUGGUCAGCUGACAGGACAGCUUCUCCUGUUCCAGCCAUCUUGGGUGUGGGCCGCUCGCACUGCCCCAUUUUGUCCCUGUCCUGGUGGCAGGCGGCUGCGAAAGCCUGGAGCCUGUGCACCUCAACACACUUGGAGUCCCAUCAAGUGCCUCUGUCCCAUGGCCCACCAGAGGCCUUGUUCUGGGGAGACCCCACACAGACACACACAGGUUUUGAAUGUUGGCAGUUGACAUGUAAGACUGUGUCUUCUGGCCUAGGGAGACAAAGGGAGAGACUAGAUUCCCACCCACCCCCAUCAGCCCAGACUUCCAGAAGUAUUUGGAGAUACUUAUGCCAAGAGAACACAACUGAAGUUUUGGAAGGAGAAGGAGAAGAAGGAAAGGUCAAACUACCAGCUGACCUCUUUUGGGAGAAUGUUGGAAGUCCCCAGGUGACAGGCAGGGCACCAUGGUUUGCCAUCCUUCUGGAGCAUGAGGGACAAAGCAAAAUAGCUGCUUGGUCCUGAGAAACCCCCACAUCCCAAGAUUCCAGGGGACAAUUUGGAGCAGAAAUGCAGCCAGCUCUUCUGGGGUGUCCCCUUUCUGCACAGCGAGUCCCUGGUGGCCACUGUCAGGGUGACUGAUACUCAAUUGGAGUUCCUGUCCAUCAUAUUCUAUGAGCUCUCUCAUGCCUUGCUGCUCCAGAUUCAGGCCAUUGUGGCUCCCCACCUCUCACUGACCCAGGACAUACAUGACACUUCGGCCCCGCCCCAAUCCUUGACUCUGAGCUUGUCCCUGUCCUAGUCCCUGUGUCUGGCUAGGCCCCAGCCCCUGCCCGCACCCCCCUCCCCCAUCAGCCCCAGCCACUCCCUCUGGACCAGGCCCAGCUCUGGCCUCUAGCUCAGUCCCAUCCCAGGCUCGCCUUGCACCCUUUGUCCCUGUGGGACCGCCUUCUCUGCCACUGGAGAUGGGAACUUGUGAGGUGUCUUGCCCUGUAGCCCAGAAGAUACAGUCUUUACAUGUCAACUGCCAUUCAAAACCUGGAAUGUCACUUUCUAAAGAAGCAACUAGAAAGCAGCAAGGUGCCCGCUGUGGUGAAAAAAUCUCAGGAAGUCUUUUUAGCCCAGGUCCUCCAGACCUUCCCCAGGGUGGCCAUGCCCCUAAAGGCCAAGGGUCCACCUCUGUGCCUCUUGGGGACUUGAUGGAUUCUGCACUCUGGGGGCAACUGGAGUAGCACCUUUGAAAGAGGUUCAUGAAGCAAGAAAGGGGCCCGCCUCACGGGAUCCAGCUAUCCCUGAAGACACAGCCUCAUCACAAGUUCCAGAAGGUGCCUCAGGCACACGGCUGGCACAGUCCCACGUCCGAAUCUGAGUCUACGGAUGGAAGCUGCCAGGCCACACAGAAGACUGGGUCCAAGUAGCCAGGAAGGAUCAUGCCAGGAAAAAGCCUGGGCAAGGAUUCAAGAUCCCGUGCAGGGAGGAUCUGGAAAGAUCUACCCGGGUGCAAUGAUCUCUCCAGGGAAGGCUCCAGGAAUAAAUCCUGAGAAGUCAGACACAGACCUGAAGCCCUCCACAAGCAGCACAGAUGAGAAUCGCCUAGAGAGGGAUCUGAGAGCUCAUUUCAGGAAGUUGGGGCAGUUCAGAGAGGGUCGGAUCCCUUUGGAUGUUCAUCCUUCCCAGCUCACUGCCCACCACUUCUUUUACCUUCCCGGAAACCUGGAAAGCCAGCACUUUCCAAGGUUUGGGAACCCUGCAUGACCACCUCCCAGGAUUUUUCCAUCCUCAGCCCAUACAUUCAGUGGAUGCUAGAAGCACAUAUCAUAAGGCUUGGGGUGAAGCACCGGUGGGGCCUCCCCCUCAAGGUUCUCAAGCCUAUAAACCUCUUCAAGUUGAAGAAGGGCUUCUUCCUCUCCCGGUCCUCCCCUCCCUGCUCAGCCACCUGUGUAUCCAACGCCAACUUUGGGCCUAAGUUCAGGGGAAAUCCUCCUCAGUCCUAUCAAGGAGGGGUGACGAAGAAUCUUAUCCCACUUGGUGGUCCCCAGCCUACGUGUGAGGAAGUCCAGCAGGCUCUGGCAGGGAACUCACUGGUAGCCCUCCAACUGGACAGGGGGGCAGGCCACCUUCUUGAACUUUCACAUACAGCUUUGUGGGCAGCAUCUGGCACAGUGAGACUGCCUCGAGGACUCUUACGAAUAGCACCUUGGCGUCAAGUCCAAGUCCAGGAACAGCUACGAAGGAGCAGGGAGGGUUAAUAGGGGUCGGGUCUCAUGGGACGUGACAGUGCUAGAGCUUAACUUAACAUCCCAGGAUUUGAGUGCCAAAGAGCCUGGGAGGCUGGGAAGAUUGAAGAGACCCCUGCCUGGGGAGUCACCUUAUAACCCUGUGUGCUGACCAACAACCAAGGCCUCCAUGGUGAGCUGAGAUCAGGGUCUUCAAGAGUUGUUUGCCUGAGACCCAGAAGAGCUACUGCUUGAGGCACGGCAUAGGGAAUUGGAGCCCUGGAAGUUAAUGGGGUCAGAGAAUUGACCCUCACCAUGUGCUCCUUCAAGACUGAAACUGGAGUCCUUCUUCAGGACUCUGCCACUGAGAGUCUCCUUCAAGACUAUCAGUCCAAUGUGUUCCUUGCUGCCAACGUCUUGGCUUCUCAGGAAUCUGUCUGGCUUCCAGAGUGGGUCCAGUGAAAACACAUCUACUUCCCAGGUGCUGCAUGGCCAAAGAUCCUAUGGCCAGAGCCCCCACAGGCAGCCAGGACCCCUGGGACUGCGGCACCAAUGUAAGAGCCUGUGUAGGUCAUGCAUUCCCCCCCUCUCCUGGCGAGGAGAGAGCUAGCUCCAGGAGGUCCCCCUUGAGAGAGCCUGCAAAAGAGUUGUCAUAACUGAUGGUCCUCCAGAUCAGUGAGGCGAGACAAUGCAUCCAGAGCAAGGAGUCAGCAGAGGCCUCAGGAAGCAAAAUCUGUGAGAUCUUGCUGAAGAAGGAGUAAGGCUCCUCCAGAAAACUACUUCAGGAGAAGGAUGAAACACUUGCUACAGUGGUUCUUUCUCAGUAGAGGAAAAGACUGGAAGACUCCCUUCAAAAGGGCAAGGCUUCAUCAUCCCAGGGCCAGGGACAAGUCCUGUGCAGCUCAGCAAUAGACAUCGCUUCUGCGGAAUCUCAUGUGGUUGUAACCAUUGUGGGGCCCAUCCUAGAGGAGAAAAUGGUGCCUCACCAGGGGCUCAGGGCCCCGGUAUUCAGCUGGUGCAAAAACGAUCUCUAGGCUUUGGCAGACCUCAAUGUCUGCUACUACCAAUAGAAGAGAAGAGUGAUGAGGGAGACAGCCAGGACAUAGGGCAUCCCCAGGAACCGCAGCUAUGCCAAUAAGACCGAGUUAAUCAGGUGGCCCUUCCCCACCAGUGUGCUGGAGUGCCCAGGCAGUCCCUGCCAGUACAGGUCCCUGCUGCUGAGCCCUUCAGGCUGUACCCAGCACUCCCACUGCCCCAGGCACUGCCUCCUUCAAAGACACAUCUCAUCUGGCCAGCCACUUUGUGCUUCUCACACCUUUCUUGGGAGGACAACUUUUCUCCAAGGAAAAAUGCAAACGAUGCAAAGAAAAACUCUUUUUUCUCACA
Mustela lutreola (European mink) is the source of this 4934-nucleotide messenger RNA. Its product is annotated as serine palmitoyltransferase 1-like. Gene Ontology annotation, cellular component: endoplasmic reticulum. The record is from RefSeq and is a predicted model, not a curated record. Gene Ontology annotation, biological process: sphingosine biosynthetic process; ceramide biosynthetic process. Lineage: Eukaryota; Metazoa; Chordata; Mammalia; Carnivora; Mustelidae. Gene Ontology annotation, molecular function: serine C-palmitoyltransferase activity; pyridoxal phosphate binding.